CUUUCAUAGGCAACAGCACCGAUUUGAUUGAGUUUGCAUGCGUGGGGUCUGUGUCUCCCUGAAAAAUAAAAAAUUGAUAUAUAAGGCAACAAGACACGCUAAACAACUCGAUUAGUUAUCACGAUGCGAUUGGAGUGUAUUUAGUGGACGUAAAAAAAAAUGCAGCUUCGUGUGAUCAUCCGACUACUGCUGAUAGCUUUUGUGAGCUUAUGCGGCAUGCAGCGGCUACACUGUGCCAAAAUAUUGUCAAUUUUUCCAUUCCCAGGGCCUUCUCAGUACAUUUGCGUGCAGGCCUAUUUGAAAGAGUUGGCGGCGCGUGGCCAUGAAGUCACCUCAAUUUCAGCCUUUCCACAGAAGAAGCCGCUAGCAAAUUUUCGCGAUAUAUCCAUGGAGGAGGUGCUGAAUGGCUAUGAGGAAACCAUCGUUAACGUAAUCGAAGUGGAGCGCAAUAAAUGGGAAGAGCUUAAUCUUUACUAUGAUUUCUUUACCGGUGGCACCUUGUCGGUGCUGCAAAGUGCGCGCGUUCAACAGCUACUCCAGUCGCAUGAACAAUUCGAUCUCAUCAUUGUGGAAGCAUUACAAAUGGAUGCGGUCUAUGCAUUGGCACACCAUUACAAAGCACCAAUUAUCGGCAUAUCUGCUUAUGGCGCAGAUCCAACAAUCGAUGAGUUGGUGGGCAACACUUCACCCAUCUCUUAUGUGCCUUUGCCGCUUUCGCAACUCAGCGAUCGCAUGAAUUUCUGGCAACGUCUGCAGAAUCUGUGGCAUCAUUUCUUGCAUCAGCUACAUAUGCACUACUACUAUCUACCCAAUCAAUUGGCCAUCUAUAAACAAUAUUUUCCCAAUGGCACGGCUGAUAUUCUGGCUUUGCGCAAGAACUUUUCCUUAGUACUAUUAAAUCAACAUUUCUCCAUUAGUUUUCCGCGCCCGUAUGUGCCAAAUGCCAUCGAAGUUGCUGGCAUGCAUAUUAGUCAUAAACCAAAGAAGCUACCCGCCGAUAUGGAGGAUUUUAUUAAGUCAUCGCCUGCGGGUGCGAUCUACUUCUCGCUCGGUUCGAAUGUGAAGAGUAAGAAUUUGUCGAAGGAAAAGAUUGCCGCGCUAAUGCGCGUUUUCGCCUCAUUACCCUACAGUGUACUUUGGAAGUUCGAAGCUGUUGAGUUGCCGGAUAAGCCGAAGAAUGUCUACAUCAGCAAAUGGUUUCCGCAGUCGGACAUUCUUGCCCAUGCCAAUGUAAAGCUUUUCAUUUCGCAUGCUGGUCUACUCAGCACCACCGAGGCGAUACAUCAUGCGAAACCCGUGGUUGGUAUGCCUGUCUUCUUUGAUCAAUUUCUCAAUAUGGAACGCAUUAAGCGCUUAGGCAUUGGCGUGUCUGUGAACUAUAAAUCUUUCACUUACGACGAUUUGAGGUGUGCUAUAUUGGAGGUUUUGGAAAAUCCAAAAUAUACACAAACGAUACAGCAAUUAUCGCGACGUUAUCACGAUCGGCCAAUGAAACCGUUGGAUACGGCAAUUUACUGGACGGAAUAUGUGUUGCGACAUAGGGGAGCGCCACAUAUGCGCGUAGCUGCUCAGGAAUUGAACUUUAUACAAUAUAAUAGCUUGGAUACGCUGGCGACGUUGAUAGGCGGCAUAGUUGGGACUUUAGCGCUGCUCGGUUGGGGUGUAUAUAGAAUUCUAAGCGGACUGUUUUUGAGCGAAGAUGUGGAAAAGAAGUUAAAGCGCAGCUGAUAAUAAAUUGUUGCGGCAUAUGAUUUAUAAAGAAAACGAGUAAAUGGAAAACAUAUGUCCAACUUGUAAACAUGUGCUUUUUUGUAUGCCAAUUGUAGAUAAAUAACUAUGAGAGAUAAAUAUACGAUGAACAAUUUUGUCAGUCAAA
This is a messenger RNA of Rhagoletis zephyria (snowberry fruit fly), 1876 nucleotides long. RefSeq names its product UDP-glycosyltransferase family 35 member B1 (gene Ugt35B1). Gene Ontology annotation, molecular function: UDP-glycosyltransferase activity. Lineage: Eukaryota; Metazoa; Arthropoda; Insecta; Diptera; Tephritidae. The record is from RefSeq and is a predicted model, not a curated record.